CCGGCGAGGACGCGUUGACCCCGCGCAGCCAUGGCCUCGGCAGGGGCGGAGAGGCCGCCAGGAGCCCAGGAAGGGGUGGCCGUGGGGCCGGCACAGCUCGUGAAGGCACCCAGUGGCCGCUCUGAGGUGAUGGCCAAGGCUGUGAAGCCUUCACACCCUGGCCGUGCCACACUGGGGGACCGGACUCCGGAUGACCAAGCUGGGGCUGGGCAUGGGCUGGUGCCCUCCACCCCGUGUUUGGUGGCUAAUGCUGGGCACCAGCUGACUUAUGGCUAUAGACUCUACCUAACCAUGGUGACCAGUUGCCUAUGUGUCACUUCUAGUGCCCAGUGAUGGAAGCUCAGUGCCUGGAGCCAGCCUACGAGGCCUGCAGGACCCCAGGUGCAGACAGGUGUCCAAGAGGACAUGCCUCAGAGCCAGAGCUCCAGGAACGAGCGCUCAAGCCGCAGGGUUGAAGCUGAGCUGUCACCAGGGCUACUGCUGCAGAGGGAGGAGUCGGAGGGAAGCCAGAGUGAGCCCUCACCAUCCCCGAAACAGCACAAGAAAGCAAAGAAACGCAAGAGUCUUGGGGCUCCUGUGCUGGCCGCCAUGGCCAGCACAGUGCCUGCCCCCUCAGAGGCCUUGGGACCAGAGCGUGAGUGGCAGCCCCUGGGCCUCCUCUUCCCUCCCUGCCUGCUGGCCCAACAUGGCACAGAGCCUGGCACUCUAGCCCUUGCCCCGCCCUGGGUCCUUGCAGGAAAGGCCCAGCGCCUGAGGCCACUGUACCAGUACAUCAACUACUGCAACCCGGAGCUGAACCAGGCAGGGGAGGGGGACGAGGAGGCCAAGGCUGAGCUGCAGCCUGAGGCGGAGCUGGCUCUGGUUCCUGAGGAGGCGGGUGUGGAGCAACUGCAGGCCUUGCUGCCCAUGGCAGGUGAGCUGGGCUCCGGCCUUGCCAUGCCCUGCCUCGAUGCACUACUGGCCCCCACCCCUGCUCCGGCUCCCAUAGGAGAGGGUGCUGGAGAGGAGCCUGCAGGUUUACCCAGCGUGGCGGCGACUGCCUGCCUCAAGGCCGAGGUGGACAAGUCAGCCCAGGUGGACAUCGACAAGAUGCUGAGUGUCUGCACAGCUCCACUUGUGCCCCCACUCUCUCCUCAGUACAAGUGACUGUCCUGUCCUGCUCGGUCCCUCCUGCUAAGCCUGAGCCAGGACAGCCAUCAGGACAGGCCCACGCAUUCAAGUGGAGAGGGGAAUCUGGCCCUUCCCUACUUGGGAACCUGAGUUCAUUGAAAAUAAACAUUUUCCUCAAGAC
Molecule: messenger RNA, 1291 nt
Organism: Oryctolagus cuniculus (rabbit)
Lineage: Eukaryota; Metazoa; Chordata; Mammalia; Lagomorpha; Leporidae
Source: RefSeq, a predicted model, not a curated record